This is a messenger RNA of Hevea brasiliensis (rubber tree), 1398 nucleotides long. RefSeq names its product THO complex subunit 4D. Gene Ontology annotation, biological process: mRNA export from nucleus. Gene Ontology annotation, cellular component: nucleus. Gene Ontology annotation, molecular function: mRNA binding. The transcript is spliced from 7 exons. The record is from RefSeq and is a predicted model, not a curated record. The coding region runs from base 443 to 1240 and encodes 265 amino acids. NCBI's taxonomy places the organism in Eukaryota, Viridiplantae, Streptophyta, Magnoliopsida, Malpighiales, Euphorbiaceae.
AUAUUAAGACAAACCUAAUGAAUCUACGUGUAACGAUGUGAUUGGGCAGGACAGAACAUCGCCCGUGUAUUGCGAAGAUGGACGCGAAGAAAGCCCUAACGCCAGAAUUCGCUAUAAGGUGCACUGCGCGUUUUAGAAUUCAGUAGGAAAUCCACAAUCGCCUUCUCAGAAAAUAAAAGCCCUAGGCAAAAAAACCCCACAAAUUCCUCUUUUACUUCCUUUAAAAAUCGUCUCUCUUUUGGGUCUCUCAAAUCUCCUGUAGCAAAUAAUAUUUAUAUUUAUCUCUCCAUACUCCAAUUCUCUCCCUGCCUCUCUCCCUCUAAAUUUUGGCUUUGGAUCGCUUUCUUCUAUCUCCUUCUAGCACAGAUCUUUUGAUUCUCUUCCACUUCAGGUCUACUCACUAAUUUUCUCCAAAGAAGAUUGUGCUUUUGCUACAUAUUCAAUGGCUACUUCUGUGGAUAUGUCUCUUGAUGACAUUAUAAAGAAGAACCGAGAGAGAGGUAGAGGACGUGGUAGGCCUCGUCGCGGCCGUGGCCCAGGUGGGCCUUUCAAUGGUGGAAGAAUGGCUGGAGCAGUUCGUAAAGGUCCUCUUUCAGUGAAUGCUCGGCCAUCACGAUAUGCAAUUGCCAAGCCUCCUCGCAGAAUCAGGAGUUUGCCUUGGCAGCAUGAUUUGCUUGAAGAUAGCAUAAGAGCUGCAGGGAUAACUGGAGUAGAAGUUGGUACCAAGUUAUAUGUUUCAAACUUGGAUUAUGGAGUAUCCAAUGAAGAUAUAAGGGAGCUCUUCUCUGAGAUUGGGGAUCUGAAACGAUAUGCUGUUCAUUAUGACAAGAAUGGUCGCCCUAGUGGUUCAGCUGAAGUAUUGUAUACAAGGAGAAGUGAUGCCUUUUCAGCUCUUAAGAAGUAUAACAAUGUACUUUUAGAUGGAAAGCCCAUGAAGAUUGAAAUCGUGGGUGCCAGUGCAGAAAUACCUAUCUCAGCUAGAGUCAAUGUGACUGGAGUAGAUGGAAGGAGGAAGAGGACAGUUGUUAUGACGCCUGGACCAGGUCGAGUGAGAGGCGCUGCUCCUCCAAGUAACCGUGGUUCUGGUCAGAACCGUCGUGGGGGUUUGAGAAAUGGUCGAGGUCGUGCUCGUGGGCGGGGCCGUGGCCGUGGCCGUGGGAAGAAGCAACCUUUUGAUAAGUCAGCAGAUGACCUCGACAAGGAAUUGGAGAGCUAUCAUGCUGAAGCCAUGCAAACUUAGUGGACUCUGAAGCUGUGCGAAGCAAAAAUACUUUAGUAUCAGUCAUAUUUGUAGUAUUUUCUGACGGUGAUAGCUUGUCUCUGGUUUGCUUAGUGCUUUUAACUUUACAACUUCAAUCUGCAUGCUUUAUUGUAAAUGAAGAUGAUUGGUGGUUUUCA